Toxorhynchites rutilus septentrionalis is the source of this 1714-nucleotide messenger RNA. RefSeq names its product E3 ubiquitin-protein ligase parkin (gene park). Gene Ontology annotation, cellular component: Golgi apparatus; endoplasmic reticulum; cytosol. The record is from RefSeq and is a predicted model, not a curated record. Lineage: Eukaryota; Metazoa; Arthropoda; Insecta; Diptera; Culicidae. Gene Ontology annotation, biological process: autophagy of mitochondrion; regulation of cellular response to oxidative stress; positive regulation of proteasomal ubiquitin-dependent protein catabolic process. Bases 137 to 1588 code for a protein of 483 amino acids. The transcript has 6 exons. Gene Ontology annotation, molecular function: ubiquitin conjugating enzyme binding; ubiquitin protein ligase activity; zinc ion binding.
GCAACCGCGAUUGAAAGACAAGUUUAUUUUUACGUGCAUUAUAUUUUCACUAUUUUUACGGUCAUUUUGCUCAGAGUUUCUGGCAUUGGCUGGAAGAAUGCCCAACGAUAUAAGGGUUUUCACUAGCUAUUGAGCAAUGUUAGACAUUAUAAACUUUUUAAAAAACCUGAUAUACAACAUGUUGGCAAUAUUUUCGUUCGGUCACAAAAAGCUUACUAAUAAGCUGAGUAUUUACGUGAAAACCAACACCGGAAGCACUCUGGCGGUUGAUUUGGAGCCCCACAUGGAAAUUAAAGAAAUUAAACAGAUGGUAGCUUCCGAACUUGGUAUGGCUCCUGAUGAACUGAAAAUUAUAUUCGCCGGAAAGGAAUUGUCCGAUACGAUCAUGAUAAGUGAAUGUGAUCUAGGCCAGCAAUCGAUUAUACAUGCUGUUAAGGCGAGAGCGGUCGCAAUGAAAUCUGGCACCGGUAAAAGUAUAUUGGACAGUCCGAUUUCCGAAGAAAAUCCUGAAGAGGUUGUCUCCGUGAAACCGCUAUGCGAAACUAUGUCCGAUCUUCAGCUGACAGAGAUUAACGAAAUUACUGCAAGUCCAGCCAGAGAACGAAGGAAGGCUCAUUUCUUCGUAUACUGUUCUCAAUGUGAGAAAGUUUGCACCGGUAAAUUACGUGUACGAUGCGGAAUCUGUAAGAGUGGAGCGUUUACCGUCCACAGGGAUCCUACAUGUUGGGAUGAUGUCCUGAAGAAGAAACGAAUCACUGGACACUGCGAGAAUAAUGAAAUUGCAUGUGUGGAAAACGAAUCUGGAGAUCCACCGUUCACAGAAUUUUAUUUCAAAUGCGCAGAGCAUUCAUCAGGUGGCGAAAAGGAUUUCGCUGCACCCCUGAGUCUGAUCAAAACUAAUCACAAAGAGAUCCCCUGCAUUGCGUGUACUGAUGUUAGUGAAACAAUUCUUGUGUUUCCGUGCGAAGCUGGUCACGUCACGUGUCUGGAUUGCUUCCGACAGUACUGCAUCUCCCGGUUGUUGGAACGACAGUUUCAUGAGGCUCCAGCCGGAGGAUAUACUUUGACAUGCCCUGUAGGCUGUGAAAAUUCGUACAUCGAAGAUGUACACCACUUCAAGUUACUGUCUAAGGAACAGUAUGAAAGAUAUCAGCGAUUCGCCACCGAAGAGUUUGUUCUUAGAAAUGGUGGAGUUUUGUGUCCCCAGCCCGGUUGCGGAAUGGGUCUUCUCGUGGAUCCGGAAUGCAAAAGAGUUCAGUGUCAAAAUGGUUGUGGGUUCGUUUUCUGCCGUAAUUGUCUCCAGGGAUAUCACAUUAACGACUGUCUGGAAACACCUCAACCGAACUCCGCCUCGGCACUGGGUUACACGUUUGAUUUGCAACGAGUUUCCGAAGCGCGCUGGGAUGAAGCAUCCAAGAUAGCUAUCAAAGUAACGACGAAACCGUGUCCGCAGUGUCGCACUGCAACCGAACGCGAUGGAGGUUGCAUGCAUAUGGUUUGCACCCGCUCUGGCUGCGGGUAUGAGUGGUGUUGGGUUUGUCAAACGGCCUGGACCAGGGACUGCAUGGCGGUCCAUUGGUUUGGCUAGACAUCUGAAAACUGUUUGAACUGUGACCGUGUCGGACACUUGUCGAUUGUUUGAGACUAACUAAAUUGUAAAAUAGUGGAUAUUUUAUAUUUAUUUACAAAUAUAUUUUGUUUAGUUUAAUGUUGA